CCGUGCCCCGCGCCGCCAUGCUGAAGGCCAAGGUGCUGCUGGUGGGGCCGCGGGAGUCCGGGAAGUCGGUGCUGGCCAACUUCGUUUCGGAAAGCACAGAAGGGAUUGGCAGCUACAGCCCCACGCAGGGUGUCAGGAUCCUGGAGUGUGAGAAGCCAAACGUGAACGGUAACAGCAAGGGAGCUGUGUGUCGCUUCGAGCUGUGGGAUUGCAGUGGCGACCAGAAGUUUGAAUCCUGCUGGCCAGCUCUGAUGAAGGACUCUCAUGGUGUAGUAAUAAUCUUCAACCCUGAGCUGCCCAGCCACCUGAAGGAGCUUGAGAUGUGGUACUCCUGCUUUGUGCAGCAGCAGCCACUGCUGGACAGUCAGUGCCUCUUGGUCGCACAUCACAAGCCAGGCACUGCAGGGGACACUGAAAACCUGUCCCUAGCUUCCCCUCUGAGCAAGCUGAGGCUGAUACAUUCCAACUUGGAAGAAGAUCCCGAAGAUGUUCGGAUGGAGUUCAUGAAGUACUUCAGAAGCAUUAUCAGCAUAAUAAAUGAGAGCAGGGAGAGAGAAGAGAUGUCCAUUAUCUCUUAACACGAAAAGAACUCCUGAAGAGGGAAGCAGCAGGAGUGGUUUCACUUCAUGAUGUAUUCCAGCCUGGGACCAGGUCCUUGCAACCAGAAUUUGCCAGCCUUAAGUGCCUGAACUCAAAAAGGAGUGCUGACACCAGCUGACACCAGCUGGACUGUGGUGCCCAGGAGAUGGCUGCACCACAGCACUGGGAGUAACUCGAGCUGCACUUAGGCUUCAUUUGACAUCAGAGCUACAGCAGGCUUUUGUUUAAUGUGUUGGUGUGGACCAAAAAGUUAAGAGGUGCUAGGAGCAGAAAGCCUAACACAGCACAGGAUUUGUGGGGUUCUGCUGAAGCCUCUGAGUGAGGUGCUGAGGUUAGCUGUGUUCUGGAGAAGUUAUGCUCUUGGAAGACAGAAGAAGAUAAUUGGAGUAGAGGUCUGAAAAGUGAUGGUGUGGAACCCACAUGCUUGUGUUCCUGGUUCUGAUCUCUGGCCAGAAUCUGAAAGCACCUUGACAGCAACUGCCUUGGCAAGCAGACCUUGGGACUGGGUUUUUCUUCUGUUCCAACAAAAUAAACAUAUUGUAGGGACAAU
Molecule: messenger RNA, 1150 nt
Organism: Pogoniulus pusillus (Red-fronted tinkerbird)
Lineage: Eukaryota; Metazoa; Chordata; Aves; Piciformes; Lybiidae
Gene: IFT22
Product: intraflagellar transport 22
Exons: 5
Coding region: 18-578 (186 amino acids)
Biological process (GO): intracellular protein transport
Cellular component (GO): endomembrane system
Molecular function (GO): GTPase activity
Source: RefSeq, a predicted model, not a curated record